This is a messenger RNA of Ceutorhynchus assimilis (cabbage seed weevil), 1329 nucleotides long. Lineage: Eukaryota; Metazoa; Arthropoda; Insecta; Coleoptera; Curculionidae. The record is from the annotation of a GenBank genome assembly.
UGGACGCCAGUACCUAUUAGUUAACAGUUUAUGAACAUUCCAUUCCAACAAUCUUUUACGAAAUGUUGAAGGUGACGAAAAGAAGGAGAAAGAACACAUAUCGGCGUCAUUUGCGAGACUGCCUGACUGUCUUGCCUUAAGGAGGUCAAGUUUAUAAUAAUUCUGGAAAAAGAAAUGAGAUUUGAAUGAGAAACCCUAAAAUGAGACUUUAGAAACAAAAUAGUCCAUAUAAAUAGCCCUUAGAAGUUGUAGAAGACAAAAAAACUGAGAUAGAAAGGAAAGGACUAGAAAAAGCCUUUGGCUAAAUGCUUUUGUGAAACUACUAAUACAGUCUAAAAAUCUGUAGACAGCUGAAAUAUUUAGGAAAUAAACUUCUGGACAGAAUUGGAUGUUGUGAUUUGCCAUCUUCUAGACAAUAAUUUUUUUGAAAAAUUUCAUAUGUCCCCCUUAUGUCCCCUAAUUUUUAUAACAAUUACUGGUGGAUCAUGCCAAUUGAAAUCUGCCAAAUAUCACUAAAAUGUCAAAAAAACCUACACCAAAACUCCUGACUCCAGGCGAAAUAUCUAAAAAAAUAAUGUUGAAACCGAAAAAAAUAUAUACUAAAGAAUGGCUCGACAAAGACGGUCUAAACAGAGACCAACGCCUUGCGCUCUACAACGAAAAGAAAAAUAAAUUUUUGGAUUGUGCUAAAGCCUACAAUAGAAUGAACGUUGAGACUUCAAUGUGCCCCAAAGUACAGUUGAAUAGCGAUUAUGAAAGUAGGUUGAAUUUGGAUUUUUUAAAAGAAAAAGAACCAGUGGAAGAGGACUGCGAUUCAUUUUGUUGCUGCCCAAAUCGUAUUCCUGGAGCUGGAAGAGUUUUGAGGCGAAGAACACUUCGACAUAUAGAAGAAGUUGAAGAGCCCACAGUCAAAAUAUGUUCAACAGAAGCCUGGUUCAAAAGACACCUGAUUUUAAAUAAAUUUAUUUGGGCAGCAAGAACUGUUAUAAUCCAAAACAGACUUCAAAAAGUGCUCGAUAAAUUUAGAGGAUUAACACUUAAGGAUAUACGAGCAAUUGAAGAAACUAUGUCUGAAAAAACUUGUGAAGAAUACCACUGUCAUCCGGUAUUUUUAAAAUUUCUCUAGAAUAAUUAUGCUAUUUAUUAUAUACAAUAUUUUUAGUAUUAUUAAAAUUAAACGUAACAAAAUUGAACACUAAUUGGUCAAAUUAAUCAGACUUUUGUUAAAUAUCUAAAUCGUCAUCCGGAUCUUCCUCAUCCCAAUCAUCUACAGCGUCGUAUUCGUAAAUUAUUUUACCACCUCCUUCUUGCGGUUUAGGUUCAUUUGCC